Molecule: messenger RNA, 1695 nt
Organism: Komagataella phaffii GS115
Lineage: Eukaryota; Fungi; Ascomycota; Pichiomycetes; Pichiales; Pichiaceae
Product: Transcriptional repressor and activator
Exons: 1
Coding region: 1-1695 (564 amino acids)
Biological process (GO): regulation of DNA-templated transcription
Molecular function (GO): sequence-specific DNA binding; DNA-binding transcription factor activity
Source: RefSeq, a predicted model, not a curated record
AUGCCUGAAAGUCGAACAAGCAAAGGCUCGAUCAAGAGCGUACCCAAGAAGUCUGCCUUUGUGCACAAACUUUAUACCAUGCUUUCGAAUGAAGAGCUAAAUGAUCUGAUUUGGUGGACCGGCCCUGAAGAAUCGGGCACUUUUGCAUUACUUCCGGGCGCUGAAUUUUCCAAGGUGCUGUCCACUUACUUCAAGCAUGCCAACGUAUCCAGUUUUGUUCGGCAACUACACAUGUAUGGGUUCCAUAAAGUUUCCGAACAGCCGCUUGUACAGGGUGAUACCAUACCGAAAGUUACCUGGGAGUUUCGUCAUUCAAACGGUAAGUUCCGCAAGGGUAACGAAGACUCUUUGCCGCUAAUAAAAAGACGUUCUACGUCCUCCUCCUCCAAAAGUAUUACUACAGACUAUGUAAAGUUCCGUGUCCAUGAUCAAUAUUCCUAUUUCCCCCAGGAUUUACAGUACCCCCAGAAUCCACAGCAAUCCAAUCAAGAAGGUGAGACGGAACAUACACAGCAACCUGUAUUAUAUCAUCCUCAGCCUACUGUUUAUUAUCACCCUAAUGUUGGCGUGCCCCCUGCUCCGCCGGCGCCAGCACUGGCACCUCCUCCAUUUUCACAUCUUGGCCAACCGAUGCAACCAAUGAGUCACCAACAGCCCCAACAGCAGAUUCAACAGCAACAUCAUCACCAACCCCAGUCCCAGCACGGCCAGCCCCAACAGCCCCAACAGCAAUAUCGACAGUAUACCUCUCAUCCCCCGCCUGCGUUGUUGCCGUUUACACCUAUGUACAAUAUGAGACCGAUGACAGCUUCUCCCACAAAUAUGGAGCCUAUGGUAUUGCCUACUUACCAUUCUAUGAGAUUGAUUGAAACUGAACUGGAGGUCAAGCAGUCCCACCUACAAUCAAAAUCGGACGCACUCAUAAAACAAGUUCAUGAUUAUAAUAAGCAUAUCCCCAGUUUGGUUCAAUUGAUUCCUCCUCACUUCGAGCCUAAAGUAGACAGAAACAUUCAACAUAGUCGGCUCUCCGGUAUAGAAGCGUCUGUUAGGAACAGAAUUUCCAAGUUGAGUCAGCCGAACCCACAACCAAUACAUUCUGCACAUUCGUCAUUUGUUUCUUCAAAGAGAAAUUCCUCUUUAGUUGAUCCAUUGCAGGAUCUGCCUUUGACAGCACCAGUCCCUAAUACCGGCUCCGGCUUUUUGUCUGCUCAUAGAGGGUUUUAUGUUCCCAAAACGAAUUCAGUAUCAUCAUCAUCUUCCCUUCCUGUCACUCAUGAUCUUCCUGCAAGAAGAACUCCCACUCCUUUCAAAGAUAGAAACCCUGGCGACUCCUCAGUUGAAAGUUCCCAUUCUCAAUUAAGACCAUCUAUUUUUAGGGUUCAUACCAAGGAGGAGCCAGUAAAAGCUGAAAAGAGCUCCAUUUUCAGUAACAAAGACGAUUCAAUUUUUUCCAACGUGCAUGCGUCCUCUAUUUUCUCACAAAAAACCUCCAUUGCAUCCCAAAGAUCUUCAUUGUCUAUGAUUCUUAACAAGCCUACAGUUGAUUCACGCGACUCCAUAACUGGCUCUCCUCUCCGCAAAGUUUCUGUACACACGAUUGACGAAGAAUCAACUUCAUCGUCAAACAAACGUUCGCACGACGAUAGUAACGGCUUUGAAGAUAAACGGGGUAAACUCAUGAAACUAGAUUCCUAG